This is a messenger RNA of Effrenium voratum, 627 nucleotides long. The record is from the annotation of a GenBank genome assembly. Lineage: Eukaryota; Dinophyceae; Suessiales; Symbiodiniaceae.
AUGAAGCAGCGCGCCCCGGAUUUGCUCCGCAGCACCACAGAACUUGAAGGGGAGGAUGACAAGGCGGAGGCUUUGGCGGUGAAGGACCGAGAGGGCAAGCAGCCCCUGCACUGGGCGGCCCACAGGGGGCACAAGCGCAUGGUCAAGGAGUUGUUGAAGCUCCGGGCGUCUCCGGGCGCCAAAGACCGGAACGGUGCCAGGCCUGUGCACCUCGCCGCCUUUGAAGGCAAAACUCGGGCGCUUCGAGAGCUGCUUGAGGUGGAGUCGCGGCGCAGCGCCACGGCUCGCACCGACGGGGGCGCCGAGCCCUUGCACCUGGCGGCCACACGAGGCCACGCGGAAGUUGCCAAGCUGUUGCUGCGGCGCAAGGCCUCUCCUGACGCACGCGAUGCCAAGGGAGCGCAGCCCUUGCACAUGGCCGCCUACGAGGGCCAUGCCGCUAUGGUGGACCUCCUCAUUGCCAGCGGUGCUACUCCGGACGCGGGCGCGGAUGACGGAACUGAUCCGGCGAAGCUCGCCUGGACGCGGGGGCACAAGGACGACCUUGCCCAGAAGCUGAACGACGCCAUCCCCAAGCGCAGCCCCGGCGGGCGCAAGGUGCUGGGGCCGCUGCAUGAGGAUCUCUGA